GUACAAUGCAUGUGCGAGGCGCUACAUCAACGGGGGGACGUCGAGCGUCUCGCCACCUUCCUUUGGUCGCUGCCACCCUCCGAGCUGUUGAGAGGCAACGAGAGCAUCCUCAGGGCGCGCGCCGUCGUCGCCUUCCACAGGGGGUCCUUUCACGAGCUCUACGCCAUACUCGAAUCGCACUCGUUUAACCCGCGCUGGCACACCGACCUGCAGAACCUGUGGUUCCGCGCCCAUUACAACGAAGCCGAAAAGAUACGGGGACGUCCACUAGGAGCGGUAGACAAGUACAGGUUACGCAAGAAGUACCCCCUGCCGAAGACAAUCUGGGACGGGGAGGAGACGGUUUACUGUUUCAAGGAGCGCAGCAGGAACGCCCUGAAGGAGUGCUACGCGCGCAACAAGUAUCCGACGCCCGACGAGAAGAGGGCGCUCGCGAAAAGGACGGGACUCACGCUGACGCAAGUGUCGAAUUGGUUCAAAAAUAGACGGCAAAGGGAUCGCACGCCGCAAUCAAGGCCGGAGCUACUGAUGAGCAACCUGUCGCUCGGCUCUGCAAACGGACUGACCGGCCACCAAGGCGGCAUCGAGCUGAGCACGUUCCCCGCCAAACUUUUCGACCCAUCCUGUACAUUAUCCUCGUGCUACAACGAUUACCAAAUAUAGUUACUAAAUGAUUAUUAUUUUGUUGCAUUGUAUAUUUA
Messenger RNA from Photinus pyralis (common eastern firefly), 701 nucleotides. Its product is annotated as homeobox protein six1-like. Gene Ontology annotation, molecular function: DNA-binding transcription factor activity, RNA polymerase II-specific; RNA polymerase II cis-regulatory region sequence-specific DNA binding. Gene Ontology annotation, biological process: regulation of transcription by RNA polymerase II. NCBI's taxonomy places the organism in Eukaryota, Metazoa, Arthropoda, Insecta, Coleoptera, Lampyridae. Gene Ontology annotation, cellular component: transcription regulator complex; nucleus. The record is from RefSeq and is a predicted model, not a curated record.